This is a messenger RNA of Penicillium pulvis, 615 nucleotides long. Its product is annotated as inorganic pyrophosphatase. Gene Ontology annotation, cellular component: cytoplasm. The transcript has 3 exons. Bases 1 to 615 code for a protein of 204 amino acids. Gene Ontology annotation, biological process: phosphate-containing compound metabolic process. Gene Ontology annotation, molecular function: inorganic diphosphate phosphatase activity; magnesium ion binding. The record is from RefSeq and is a predicted model, not a curated record. Lineage: Eukaryota; Fungi; Ascomycota; Eurotiomycetes; Eurotiales; Aspergillaceae.
AUGUCUUCAAGCUUUGAAAUUGAGACGCUGCAGAUAUCGGAAAGCGGAGAGGAUUGCCUGUUUUUCAAAAGCAACGGUCAACAAAUCUCACCGUGGCACGAUAUUCCCUUGUUUACAGACGACAAGUGCGAGAUCUUGAACAUGAUUAUAUCCAAGGGAGAUAGGUACAACCCUAUCAAGCAGGACAUUUCCAACGGCCGACCAAGACAGCUUGCAGACAUUGCUCCAUUCCAAGGCUACCCCUGUAACUACGGUGCUCUUCCUCAGACUUGGGAAGAUCCAAAUUUCAUCGAUACCCACACAAGACUUGGAGGAGAUGACGACCCGCUCGAUGUUUGUGAGAUUGGUAGCGCACUUGGCGCGUGUGGUCAGGUGAAGAAGAUCAAACCUCUGGGCGCUUUUGCUCUGUUGGAUGAAGGACAAACAGACUGGAAAAUUGUUGCUGUCGACAUUGGCGACCCUCUUGCCAAUGAGCUUUCGGAUAUAUCUGAUGUGGAAAGGUACCUGCCAGGUUUUCUGGAUUCCCUGAAAGGCUGGUAUUGUCGGUAUAAAGUGCCAGAGGGAAAGGGCGAGAACAGGCUCGGACUGGACGGGGAACUGAUGAGCCGCCAGUAA